Messenger RNA from Thrips palmi, 800 nucleotides. It is a transcript of the gene ND-18, whose product is annotated as NADH dehydrogenase [ubiquinone] iron-sulfur protein 4, mitochondrial. Lineage: Eukaryota; Metazoa; Arthropoda; Insecta; Thysanoptera; Thripidae. The coding region runs from base 97 to 660 and encodes 187 amino acids. Gene Ontology annotation, biological process: electron transport chain. The record is from RefSeq and is a predicted model, not a curated record. The transcript has 4 exons.
UUGCUGAGUAGGUUUUCUUCUGGCACAAGGAAUUUUCAUACCUGCGCCCCUUUGGUUUUCAAAACACCCCCUACUUCUUCGGGUAGAAAGAUCAAAAUGGCGUCGAGAAUUUUAUCACGAAGUGCCAUUUCCAUUUUCAAAAAUGUGUCCAAGGCUGGCAGGCAAACCACUGCCCCAUUUUCCGUUGGAGCCGUUCGCCGAGAUAUCCUUGAUGAGGAGCUGAAAAAAAAGGAAGCUCCUUUAGUUACCGUUGACUCUGGCACCCACCCUCAUCAGGCUGGAGUAACCAUUACUGUUUCAGGAAAGGAGUAUCUUGCCCCUGUGACAGGAAUUCCUGAGGAGCAAGUUAAGACUAGGCUUGUUCGUAUCUUCAAACCAACUCGCAACACAAUGCAGUCUGGCUCUGCCAACACUCAUCACUGGGAAAUGGAAUUUGACGGCCGUGAGCGAUGGGAAAAUCCUUUGAUGGGAUGGUCAUCAACUGCUGACCCAUUGUCAAACAUGAAGGUGCCCUUUGCGUCUGAAGAGGAAGCCAUCGCCUUCUGUGAAAAGAAUGGAUGGCAGUGGUACAUCGAGCAGCCCAAACCAACCAAGUCCAAGGUGAAAAAUUAUGGCAUCAACUUUGCUUGGAACAAGCGCACCCGUACUUCCACCAAGUAAUCAAAUCAAGGCCAAUGUAGUCAGUCUUUCGGCCUUGGAGGGGGGGUUUAAAUUCUGUCAUAUUGUACAUACAAUCUGUUGAUGCUGUGUUAAUGUAAUGAUAAAUAAAUAUGCGUGUAAAUAUAUACACUCUUGACCGA